Messenger RNA from Sphaerodactylus townsendi, 3100 nucleotides. Its product is annotated as leucine-rich repeat and fibronectin type III domain-containing protein 1-like protein. Bases 484 to 2529 code for a protein of 681 amino acids. Gene Ontology annotation, molecular function: protein binding. The record is from RefSeq and is a predicted model, not a curated record. Lineage: Eukaryota; Metazoa; Chordata; Lepidosauria; Squamata; Sphaerodactylidae. The transcript has 6 exons.
GCGGCUGGCGGCGAGACCCCUGUCGUCGUCUUCGUCGCCGUCGCCCCCCCGCCCCGCCAGCCUCGACGCUCCCGGCUGCUUCGCCCGCGCACGGACUGGGGGGCGGGGGGCGGGGCCCGGCCGGCUCCGCCUUCUCCUCCCGCUGCCGCUGCCGCUGCCGCCGCCCGGAGCCCCCCCUCCCCCGGCCCGCACCGCCUGGCUGCCGCGCUGCCCCCUCGCGGGCCGGCCCCGGUAGAGUGCCUGGCUGGCCGGCCAGCCGGCCGACCAAGCGACCCCGCGGGCAGGCGGGCCCAGCGGCGCGGCCGGGGCGAGGAGGCCGGCGCGGCGGCGAGAGCGGCUCAAGAGCCUGCGGGCGGCGCUGGGGCGAGGCAGCCGGACGGCACCUUGGCGGGCCCGGGGGCGGCGGGGAGGCCGGGCGCCGCGGGGGCUGACCUGGCCCGGCUGCUGCCGUGGGGCGCCGGCGUCGACCGCCCAGCCAGUGCCAUGGAGUACCUCCUGCUGUCCGUUUUGGUGUUCUGCAGUUUGGCCCGGGCUCAGGUGUGUCCCAAGCGCUGCAUGUGCCAGAACCUGUCGCCCUCUCUUUCCAUCCUUUGCACCAAGACUGGCCUCCUCUUCGUGCCCACAGUGAUUGACCGUCGCACAGUGGAGCUGCGCCUGACUGACAAUUUCAUCACGGUUGUCCGCCGAAGGGACUUCACCAACAUGACCAGCCUGGUGCACCUCACUCUCUCGCGCAACACCAUCAGCCAGAUCCUGCCCUCCGCCUUCGCCGACCUGCGCGGCCUGCGCGCCUUACACCUGGACAACAAUCGCCUCCUCUCCAUUGGCGGAGACCAGCUCAAGGGGCUGCCCAAUUUGCGCCACCUGAUCCUCAGCAAUAACCAGCUCCAGGACAUCUCCCCCGGAGCUUUUGAUGAGUUUGUUGGCACUUUGGAGGACUUGGAUCUCUCCUACAACAAUCUGGUCCAGGUCCCCUGGGACACCAUCCAGCGGCUCCACAACGUCAACUCCCUCAACCUUGACCACAACCUGAUCGAGUACGUCCCCGAGGGGGUCUUCACCAACCUUCUCAAGUUGGCCCGUCUGGACAUGACGUCCAACAAGUUGAAAAAGAUCCCUCCCGAUCCCCUCUUCCUCCGGAUCCCCGUGUACGCCAAGUCCAAAGGCUCCCCGCUUUCCUCCCUGGUCCUCAGCUUUGGAGGGAACCCGCUGCAUUGCAACUGUGAGCUGUUGUGGCUCCGGAGGCUCACCAGGGAAGACGACCUAGAGACCUGCGCCUCCCCGCCGGACCUCCUGGGGAAAUAUUUCUGGACUAUCCCUGAGGAGGAGUUCAUCUGUGAGCCCCCGGUCAUCACUCGCCACACGGGGCACUUGGUGGUGACGGAGGGCGAGGCGGCUGUCCUUCGUUGCCGUGGAGCCGGCGACCCAGAGCCGUCCAUCCACUGGGUGUCUCCAGAAGGCAAGGUGGUGGCCAACACUUCCCGGACCAUCUUUUAUGACAACGGCACCCUGGAGCUCCUCAUUGCCACCCUCCAGGACACUGGGGUCUUCACCUGCAUCGCCUCCAAUGCGGCGGGCGAUGCCACCACUUCGAUCGAGCUGCUGGUCAACCCCUUGCCUCACCUCUCCAAUGGCUCUGCCCCCAAAGUCCCAGCGGCUGCAGGGCCCUCCGACAUCCUCACUUCGGCCAAGGCUGCCCUUCCUUCGGGUGCCAACGAAACAGGGGCCUCUCAGGAAAAGGGGGUGGUGGCCUCAGAGCUCUCCUCCUCCUCCGUGCUGAUCCGUUGGUACCCUCAGUGGCACAUCCCUGGCAUUCGGAUGUACCAGAUCCAGUACAACAGUUCCUCGGAUGACACCUUAGUGUACAGGAUGAUCCCUUCCUCCAGCAAGGCCUUCCUGGUGAAGGAUUUGGCCUCCGGGCGGGACUACAACUUGUGCAUUUUGGCCGUCUACAACGAUGGGGUCACCUCCCUGACCGCCACCCGGAGCUUGGGCUGCGUCCAGUUCAGCACCCCGCAGGAUGCACCCGAGUGCCACUCGCUCCACACCCAGUUCCUGGGCGGGACCAUGAUCAUCAUCAUCGGGGGCAUCAUCGUGGCAUCUGUGCUGGUCUUCAUCAUCAUCCUCAUGAUCCGCUACAAGGUCUACAGCGGCCCGGAUGAGCACAAGAAAGCCAAAGUCAGCAACGUCUACUCGCAGACCAACGGGAGCCAGCCCCCCCUGCCCUGCUCCGCCUCCAAGCCUGAGGAGUGGGGGACGGACCCCUCUGUGGCUGGCCGGGUGAGGAGGGACUGCAGCAUUCUCGCUCUCAGCAAGGAUUGCGAGAAGGGGCCACGGGGCCACCCCCCGGAGGCAGGGGCAGAGGAGGCAUCGUCCCCGCACAAGAGGAGGUGGUCACGGACUAACAUAGAUCUCCAUAACAGCAGUGCUGGCCCAGGGGUCUGCAGAGCGGAAGAGCCAGAUUCCCAGCUGAUGCCACCAGCUGGCGAGAGAAAGAAUGGCAGCGAAUGGACUGACGUCAAGAUCUGAGCUUAGUUGCCCCACCCCCCCUGCAGUGGGAACAAGGCCUGGGUGUCUGGAACCCCCAGAUGUGUGCAUUUGCUGGCGACUGCAGCUAACCCCUCCUGGGCAUCCCUCUGACCUUCUAACCUCGAAGUGUGAUGGAUCAGCAGUGGGAUCAGUGCCAGCCUGCUCGGGCUGGAUUGGGUCCACCAGAGAGGGCUGAGAUGCCAGGAGGGGCCACACCCAGAGGACAAAUGGUUGAGUCUCUGGUUUCUGCACUGUUUCUCCACUCUUCCACCCUAAGGGUGCUUCCAACCAUGGGGUAGGGUGGACAGGCAACCUGGACUCUCAGUAACAUGUGGGGGGCCUCUACAUUUGCCGGGGUCACUGCUGCUCUCUCUUGGCUGGCACCAUUUCUACUGGACUCUCUCGCGGACUCCUGUUUAUUAACUAUUUUUUGGUUGUUGUUUUUCUAAACCAUGUCUGCAAUUUUCUAAUAAACUCAGUUGAAAAUCCGUAAGAGACAGAGUGGGGCAAAGACACCAUGUUGAAUGUAUGUGUCUUGUAGGAACAUUUUAAUGAAGGAUGAGAAUGAGGA